Molecule: messenger RNA, 1421 nt
Organism: Mercurialis annua (annual mercury)
Lineage: Eukaryota; Viridiplantae; Streptophyta; Magnoliopsida; Malpighiales; Euphorbiaceae
Product: gibberellin 20 oxidase 2-like
Exons: 3
Coding region: 46-1167 (373 amino acids)
Biological process (GO): flower development; unidimensional cell growth; gibberellin biosynthetic process
Molecular function (GO): gibberellin 20-oxidase activity
Source: RefSeq, a predicted model, not a curated record
CUCCUUAUUAUUAACCAACUAAUUCCCUUCUUCAAACUCCACAACAUGGCAUUAUCUUCUCUUCCUCCCCACCCUCUAAUUUUCGAUGCAUCUCUUCUUCAACACCAAUCAACCAUACCCCCUCACUUCAUCUGGCCCGAACACGAAAAACCGAUCCUCGACUCGCCCGAGCUUCUGAUCCCUCCCAUCGACUUAGCUCGCUUCCUCUCGGGAGACCCUUUAGCUAUAUUAGAAGCAACCGAGCUAGUUAACGUGGCAUGCAAGAAACACGGGUUCUUCUUAGUUGUUAAUCAUGGAGUUGAUCCUGAGCUUAUAGGUAAAGCUCAUGAGUUUAUGGAUAUGUUCUUUAGCAUGCCGCUAGCUGAAAAGCAAAGAGCACAGAGAAAAAUUGGUGAGCUCUGUGGGUAUGCGAGUAGUUUCACUGGCAGAUUUUCUUCGAAACUUCCAUGGAAGGAAACGCUUUCUUUUCGAUAUUGUGCUGACGACAAAUUCUCCAACAUUGUCGGAGAAUAUUUCUUGAACGUCAUGGGAGAAGAAUUCAAACAAUAUGGCAAUGUUUACCAAGAAUACUGUGAAGCCAUGAGCGGGCUCUCCCAUGGGAUUAUGGAGCUUCUGGGGUUAACUCUGGGAGUGGGGAGAGAUCAUUUUAGAGAGUUUUUCGAAGGAAAUGACUCCAUAAUGAGAUUGAAUCAUUAUCCUCCUUGCCAAAAACCCAACUUAACUCUCGGAACUGGUCCUCACUGUGACCCGACUUCCCUAACAAUCCUUCAUCAAGAUCAUGUCGGUGGUCUCCAAGUGUUUGUCGACGACAAAUGGCGUUCCGUUCGCCCUGAUCCUCGAGCUUUUGUCGUCAAUAUCGGCGACACUUUCAUGGCACUAUCAAAUGGAAUAUUCAAGAGUUGCUUACACAGAGCAGUGGUAAAUAACACAACAGUAAGAAGAUCACUAGCAUUUUUUCUAUGUCCAAACAUGGAGAAAGUGGUGAAGCCACCAAAUAAUUUGGUAGACUCAGAAAAUCCAAGGAAGUACCCAGAUUUCACAUGGUCAGCUCUACUAGAGUUCACUCAGAAACAUUACAGAGCCGACAUGAAAACCCUAGAUGUCUUCACAACGUGGCUGCAACAGAAACAAACAGCUGAUGAAAAUGAAAGCAACAUUAAUGGAUGAUUAUGGAAUAAAGGCAACAGAAACACCAAAAAUAAGGCCAGCUGGUUUGGGUUUAGGUGUUUAGUGUUGGAGAGAAUCAUAUCUAAUGCUAUCUAUAAGAGAAGCUAAUUAAUUGCAUGCAGGAAUAAUAUAUGUUUAUAUUUUCUUUUGUUCUAAAAAAAAUAUAGAUAUCUAUGUACUUUUUUGUCUUUUGCCACCAACUGAUUCUGUUUUAUUUUCAUGUAUAAAUCAAUCAAAUGAUAUUUAAUUUCCUA